This is a messenger RNA of Closterium sp. Naga37s-1, 651 nucleotides long. The record is from the annotation of a GenBank genome assembly. Lineage: Eukaryota; Viridiplantae; Streptophyta; Zygnematophyceae; Desmidiales; Closteriaceae.
AUGGUAAUUGCCGGAGCACCUGAGCCGUCGCCAGAGCUCGUUGCCGCCUGGUCGGCUGUGGUCGCCAAGCCUGCGGCGGAGCCCGAAAGGGCGACCAUGGCGACGAAGCCCCCUCUACCGCCGGCUCCGAGGCCCGUGACAGCAGUCUCUGAAAAGACUCCUCCCCACGCACCCGCGGAUCCCCUUGCUGGGCCGGAGGCAGGACCGUCCACUCCCGCUGCUGUUCCGUCCGCUCUGCCUGCGGCCCCCGGUCCCCUGGCUCCCCUUGUCAAGCCAUCGGCGUCUGCCCCUGCUGGGGGUGUUGCAGAACCCCCGGCACCUGUCCCUGGCGCCCCUGCUGCGCCGACCGCUUCUGUCCCCUGCCAGCCUGCGCAGGCCUCUGCUUUGUCACCAAAGGUGGCGUCCGCCACCACUGUCGGGCCGGCUCCGUCUGUUGCGCCUGCGGCUGCGGGCCAGUCCGCCCUUGCUGUGACGGCGGUGGCUCCUGCGGGCCAGCCGUCGCGCCCUCCGUCGCCUGACCGCCGCUCGUCACGCCCCCAUUCCCCCGCUCCCCAUCAGGACCGCAGGUCCUCUCGUCGCCGGCGUGAGUCUCCACGGCGGUACCAGCAGCAGUCGCACUGGCCUGCUCACCCCGGGGCGAGUUAUCGCUAG